UAAAGUCUUUGAUAUGACCCGACCGGGAUUUGAACCUCGAUGUCCUACAGCAGACCCUCUACCACUGGGCCACUGAGAAGUCAUUUGAUUUGAAAAGUAAUUUCCUGUUUUCUGAGUCAGUUCUUAUCUCACCAACUUGAAACAAUAAUACAGUAAGCGUGAAUGUGAAGUUCCAUCAACCGGUAAUUCACAUCAUGUUUCUGUUUCCUACAGAUGUUCAACAGCUGUUGCUGGUUAAAGAAGAAGCUCCUGAGGAACAGAGUGCUGGUGAGGACCAGAAAGACCCAGAACACCUCCACAUGAAGGAGGAACAAGAAGAAAACUGGACCAGCCUGGAGGGAGAGCAACUCCAUUUGGAGGAGAAAACUGAUGCUGCCAGGUUUCCAUUCACAUUGGCUUCUAUAAAGAGUGAGGAUGAUGAAGAGAAACCUCUGUUCUCACAGCUUCAUCAGCAGCAAGUAGAAGACAAAGAAGUUCCAACCAGCAGCUCAGCUAACCAGAUGACAGCAGAAACUGGUGGAAGAGCAGAAACUAGCAGGAACCAAGAUCUGAACCCUCAUGAACAGACAUCUGAUUCUUCAGAAACUGAAAUGAGUGGAGAUUAUGAAGAGGGUGAUGAUGUGAAUCUAGACUCUGAGCUGUCAGACUGUGGGUCUGAAACUGGAGAAGAAGACAGUGACUGGAAUGAAAGCAAGUCUUCUGAUAUACAUAUUAGGACUGUCAACAAGUCCUUUAGCUGCCCUGAGUGUGGUAAACAAUUUGUCCACAAGAGGUCUCUCCAGAAACAUGUGAGAGUGUCAGGUCAUUCAGCAAUAAGGUCUUCAAGCUGUUUGGUCAAAAAGAAAGGUGUUAGAGUGAAGCAACAUGUAGACUCAUGCAAGAAAGUCCAGAAAGAACUAAAAUCAUUUAGUUGUGAUGUAUGUGGAAAAAGAUUUAGUGCAAUGUAUAAUUUAAACAGGCACAUAAGAGUCCACACAGGAGAAAAACCUUUUGUCUGUGAGACUUGUGGUCGAAGAUUUGCCUUAAAACAAGCCUUAGACGUUCACAUGAAAGUCCACACAGGAGAAAAAGCUUUUGUCUGUGAGACCUGUGGUAAAAGAUUUCGCAAAAAGGCAGCUUUAAACAGGCACAUGAAAGUCCACACAGGAGAAAAACCUUUUGUCUGUGAGACCUGUGGUCGAAGAUUUGCCGUAAAACAAGCCUUAGACGUUCACAUAAAAGUCCACACAGGAGAAAAACCUUUUGCCUGUGAGACCUGUGGUAAAAGAUUUUGCGAAAAGGCGGCUUUAAACAGGCACAUGAAAAUCCACACAGGAGAAAAACCUUUUGUCUGUGAGACCUGUGGUAAAAGAUUUGGCCAUAAAUCAGCUUUAAAUAUUCACAUUAGAGUCCACACAGGAGAAAAACCUUUUGCCUGUGAGACCUGUGGUCGAAGAUUUGCCUUAAAACAAGCCUUAGACGUUCACAUGAAAGUCCACACAGGAGAAAAACCUUUUGUCUGUGAGACUUGUGGUCGAAGAUUUGCCUUAAAACAAGCCUUAGACGCUCACAUGAAAGUCCACACAGGAGAAAAACCUUUUGUCUGUGAGACCUGUGGUAAAAGAUUUUGCAAAAAGGCAGCUUUAAACAGGCACAUAAGAGUCCACACAGGAGAAAAACCUUUUGUCUGUGAGACUUGUGGUCGAAGAUUUGCCUUAAAACAAGCCUUAGACGUUCACAUGAAAGUCCACACAGGAGAAAAACCUUUUGUCUGUGAGACCUGUGGUAAAAGAUUUUGCAAAAAGGCCGCUUUAAACAGGCACAUGAGAGUCCACACAGGAGAAAAACCUUUUGUCUGUGAGACCUGUGGUCGAAGAUUUGCCUUAAAACGAGCCUUAGACGUGCACAUGAAAGUCCACACAGGAGAAAAACCUUUUGCCUGUGAGACCUGUGGUAAAAGAUUUUGCGAAAAGGCAGCUUUACACAGGCACAUGAAAGUCCACACAGGAGAAAAACCUUUUGUCUGUGAGACCUGUGGUAAAAGAUUUGGCUAUAAAUCAGCUUUAAAUAUUCACAUUAGAGUCCACACAGGAGAAAAACCUUUUACCUGUGAGAUCUGUGGUCGAAGAUUUAGCCGAAAGGGAAAUUUAAGCAUUCACAUGAGAGUCCACACAGGAGAAAAAUCUUUUGCCUGUGAGACCUGUGGUCAAAGGUUUGCUUUAAAACAAGCGUUAGACGUUCACAUGAAAGUCCACACUGGAGAAAAACCUUUUGCCUGUGAGACCUGUGGUAAAAGAUUUAGCCAAAAGACAGCUUUAGUCUAUCAUGUGAGAGUCCACACGAGAGAAAAACCUUUUGCUUGUGAGACCUGUGGUCAAAGAUUCAGCCAAAAGGCAAUUUUAAACUAUCACAUGAAAGUCCACACAAAAGAAAAACCUUUUGCCUGUGAGACCUGUGGAAAAAGAUUUGGCUAUAAAUCAGCUUUAAACAUUCACAGAAGAGUCCACACAGGAGAAAAACCUUUACCCUGUGAGACCUGUGGUCAACGAUUUGCCUAUAAACAAGCCUUAGACGUUCACAUGAAAGUCCACACAGGAGAAAAACCUUUUGCCUGCGAGACCUGUGGUAAAAGAUUUGGUUUUAAGACAGCUUUAAACUAUCACUUGAGAGUCCAUACAGGAGAAAAACCUUUUUCCUGUGAGACCUGUGGUAAAAGAUUUGGCUAUAAGACAGCUUUAAACAGGCACAUGAAAGUCCACACAAGAGAAAAACCUUUUGCCUGUGAGACCUGUGGUCAAAGAUUUAGAGACAAGACAGAUUUAAACUGUCACAUUACAGUUCACACAAGACAUAAUGACUAGCUGCGACCAGCUGUGUGAGAUAUUGGCAUCCUGGUUGAGUGUGUUUGUGUGUUUUGGUGCUUUAUAAUAGUUUUAAUACAUUAUUUUGUGCCCCAGCUAACCUAGAAUCCUUCUGACAGUAAUAAGAUGGAUUUAUGUAAGUUGAUUGCGUUGGGACUUUUGAUUGCGUGGCUGUUUGCCGCUGGAGGGAAUGGAGCUGUCAUGGCAGGGAGGCAACUCUACUCCAGGGAGACGCUGCUACAGUUGAGACCGACAGGCAAGACAGUUGAAUCGGAUCUGGUGCUGCAUUGGUUGGAGUCCGCGGAUAAUGGAAGAUCAAGCCAUGAUGUUUUUGGGAGGAGAAGGAAACGUGGAAAACGCGGUGGUGUGUGAGUCCGCAUGAGGAAGUAAGGAUUAAAUCACAUUCCUUUACCCUCAAUCAUUAUGGGAAAUGUUCAAUCAUUGAGGAAUGAAACGGAUGAAUUACAAGCAUGUGUCCGAUAUCAGAAGGACUUUGGAAAGUGCUGCAUUUUGGCUUUCUCUGAAACAUGGCUUACACAUAAAGAACAGGAUUCGGGCCUGGCGGUUGAUGGCUUCGGAGCUCCGCUUCGCUUGGAUCAACAGGCUGAGUUGAUGGGGAAACAUCAAGGCAGAGGGGUAUGUUUAUACGUAAACAAAACAAUACUGCAAAUCAAUCAAGAUACGUGAAAGAAUCUGCAACCCAGAUGUAGAACUGCUGUCAGUCUCAAUGUGCCCCUUCUACCUGCCGCGGGAGUUCCCGCAACUCUUUUUUUACUAUGGUGUAUAUUAACCCGAAAGCAAAUGCGUAGUUAGCCUCCAGAACUAUCUUUGACGUUGUACAGAGAUGGCAGUCAAUUUCCCCAGAUGCACCUAAUUUCAUUCUGGGGGAUUUUAAUCAUGUGAAUUUAGGUAAGAUGCUUAAAAACUUGUAGCAGUACGUGACCUGUUCUACCAGGAAGGACAGAACUCUGGACAUGUGUUACGGGUCUAUAGAGAAUGCUUAUAAAUCUUUCUCUCUUCCACCUCUGGGAUCUUCAGAUCAUAACUGUGUACACCUCUUGCCGAACUACAAGACUGUGUUUAAAAUAGAAAGGUUGGCUGCUU
Molecule: messenger RNA, 3944 nt
Organism: Nothobranchius furzeri (turquoise killifish)
Lineage: Eukaryota; Metazoa; Chordata; Actinopteri; Cyprinodontiformes; Nothobranchiidae
Source: RefSeq, a predicted model, not a curated record